AUGGCCGAGCGCCUACUCCAGGCUUCCCGGCAACGCCGAGUGAAAGCCAUGACGGCCGCCGCAGGUUCGGCGGGCCGCACCGUGGUGCCCCUACUGCUGUGCGCGCUGCUGGUACCCGGCGGCGCGUACGUGCUGGACGACUCCGACGGGCUGGGCCGGGAGUUCGAUGGCAUCGGCGCGGUCAGCGGCGGCGGGGCAACCUCCCGACUUCUAGUAAAUUAUCCAGAGCCCUAUCGUUCUCAAAUAUUGGAUUAUCUCUUUAAGCCAAACUUCGGUGCCUCUUUGCAUAUUCUAAAAGUCGAAAUAGGUGGUGAUGGGCAGACAACAGAUGGUACCGAGCCCUCCCACAUGCACUAUGCAUUAGAUGAGAAUUAUUUCCGAGGAUAUGAGUGGUGGUUGAUGAAGGAAGCUAAGAAGCGGAACCCUAAUAUUAUACUCAUGGGCUUGCCGUGGUCGUUCCCUGGAUGGCUGGGAAAAGGUUUCAACUGGCCUUAUGUGAAUCUUCAGCUGACUGCCUAUUAUGUCAUGACCUGGAUUGUGGGCGCUAAGCAUUAUCAUGAUUUGGAUAUUGAUUAUAUUGGGAUUUGGAAUGAGAGGUCAUUUGACAUCAAUUAUAUCAAGGUGUUAAGAAGAAUGCUGAACUAUCAGGGUCUCGAUCGAGUGAAAAUCAUAGCGAGUGACAAUCUCUGGGAGCCCAUUUCUGCUUCUAUGUUGCUCGACUCUGAGCUCUUGGAGGUGAUUGAUGUUAUAGGAGCUCAUUAUCCUGGGACCCACAUAGUAAAGGAUGCGAAGCUGACUAAGAAGAAGCUUUGGUCUUCUGAAGAUUUUAGCACUGUAAAUAGUGAUGUGGGUGCAGGCUGCUUGGGCCGCAUAUUGAAUCAGAAUUAUAUCAAUGGCUACAUGACUGCCACAAUUGCUUGGAAUUUGGUGGCUAGUUAUUAUGAACAGUUGCCUUAUGGACGAUGUGGAUUGAUGACUGCUCAGGAGCCAUGGAGUGGGCACUAUGUAGUAGAGUCUCCUAUCUGGGUAUCAGCUCAUACAACUCAGUUUACUCAACCAGGUUGGUAUUACCUGAAGACAGUUGGUCACUUAGAGAAAGGAGGAAGCUACGUGGCUCUGACUGAUGGCCUAGGUAACCUCACCAUCAUCGUUGAAACUAUGAGCCAUAAACAUUCUAAGUGUAUACGGCCAUUUCUGCCUUACUUCAAUGUGUCACAUCAGUUUGCUACCUUUGUUCUUAAAGGUUCUUUUAGUGAAAUACCAGAGCUACAGGUGUGGUAUACGAAGCUUGGAAAACCAUCUACGAGAUUUCUUUUUAAACAACUGGAUUCUCUAUGGCUUCUCGACAGCAGUGGCACCUUCACCCUGGAGCUGCAGGAGGACGAGCUCUUCACGCUCACCACUCUCACAACCGGGGGCAAGGGCAGCUACCCACUGCCUCCAAAGUCCCAGCCCUUCCCACGAAUUUAUAAAGAUGAUUUCGAUGUUGAUUACCCAUUUUUUAGUGAAGCUCCGAAUUUUGCUGAUCAGACUGGCGUCUUUGAAUACUUUACGAACAUUGAAGACCCUGGAGAGCAUCGCUUCACGCUACGCCAAGUUCUCAAUCAGCGGCCCAUUACUUGGGCUGCUGAUGCAUACAACACCAUCAGUAUUAUAGGAGAUUACAAAUGGUCCAAUCUGACUGUAACGUGUGAUGUUUACAUAGAGACUCCUGAGAAGGGAGGCGUGUUCAUUGCCGGAAGAGUAAACAAAGGUGGUAUCUUGAUUAGAAGCGCCAGAGGGGUUUUCUUCUGGAUUUUUGCAAAUGGAACCUACAGAGUUACAGGUGAUCUAGCUGGAUGGAUCAUAUAUGCUUUAGGACAUGUUGACGUUACAGCAAAAACUUGGUAUACACUCACAUUAAUUAUUAAGGGCCGGUUCUCCUCUGGCAUGCUGAACGGCAGGUGGCUGGAAGGAGGAAGAAAAUCCCACAUAGCCAGUGCUUUCCGUGGGUCUACAGAUGAAGCUGGAGCAAUUUUCUUGUGUCUCAUGUCAUGGUGCCUCUCGCGGCCUUCUUGUGUGCUGCUGGCCAUGGACUAACACAGCUAAUGCAUUCUCUUAUCUUUGUGUGUGGAAGAAGGGGCACGCUAAGCUUCUGCUAGCUCAUAGAAUUGGAUCAUCCUUUAAUAUUCAGUGUGGUUAGAUGCAUUUAUUUCAUGAAAGUACAAAUGUGUUUAUAUUUGAGUGUGGGGAGCAUAUUUCUCAUGCAGUAUAAUUUAUAUCUAAGCAUUAGUGGACCUCCUAGAAACAACUCCAUUGUUCAUGUCAAUAAAGUAAAUUCUGGAAUUCUCUAAAAUGAAAGUUCAAAACUUCACUGGACUAAUAUUAGAAUUUUGGUAUUUGUAAUGGUUUAACAUAGGCUAAACUGAAUGAAGUUUUGUAUGUCUAUUAAAGACAAAAAGCUCAAUAUUAUAAUAUAUCAGAUUAUGGAGAAAAAUUUUUAAUUAAAACCAAGUCUAAGUGAUUUCCACUUCAGGUCUCUGCAGAUUUUUUAAGUUAGCUUUAUUGUGGUAUAAUUUACAUACAAUAAAAUGUUCCCAUUUUAAGUAUACAGUUAAAUGAGUCUUGAUAAAUGGAUACAUGCACAAAACCAACACCCCAACCAAGCUAUGAACAUUUCCAUUGCCCCAGAAAGUUCUCGUGUUGCACCUGAGCAAUAGUAUCUUCUCACCUGCCCCCAUCUCAGAUUUCUGUUGCUACUGAUAAGUUUUCAUUGUUCCAAAACAUUAUAGAAGUGGCGUCAUACACUAUGUACUCUUUUGUGAAUGGUUUCUUUCAUUCAGCAUAAUGCUUUUGAGAUUUGUCUAUGUUGUUAUGUAUAUCAGUGGUUUGCUCCUUAUUUCAAAGAAUAUUCCACUGUAUGAUUAAACCACAAUUUGUCUUUCUCUUCCCUCACUUUUUGGGAUUCCAAAUAAAUCUGUUA
Molecule: messenger RNA, 2962 nt
Organism: Neomonachus schauinslandi (Hawaiian monk seal)
Lineage: Eukaryota; Metazoa; Chordata; Mammalia; Carnivora; Phocidae
Gene: GALC
Product: galactosylceramidase
Exons: 18
Coding region: 1-2079 (692 amino acids)
Biological process (GO): galactosylceramide catabolic process
Cellular component (GO): lysosome
Molecular function (GO): galactosylceramidase activity
Source: RefSeq, a predicted model, not a curated record